Dromiciops gliroides (monito del monte) is the source of this 4523-nucleotide messenger RNA. RefSeq names its product CXADR Ig-like cell adhesion molecule (gene CXADR). The record is from RefSeq and is a predicted model, not a curated record. NCBI's taxonomy places the organism in Eukaryota, Metazoa, Chordata, Mammalia, Microbiotheria, Microbiotheriidae. Gene Ontology annotation, cellular component: bicellular tight junction; basolateral plasma membrane; intercalated disc. The coding region runs from base 83 to 1180 and encodes 365 amino acids. The transcript has 7 exons. Gene Ontology annotation, biological process: homotypic cell-cell adhesion. Gene Ontology annotation, molecular function: cell adhesion molecule binding.
GACCCGCCGGGAGAGCCGCGGAGAAGAGCAGAAGCUAUCUGUGUCGGGAGCUGGAGCGCAGACCCAGGGGAAUCCCCUCGCCAUGAAGCUUCUGUUGUGCGUCGCGCUCCUGUGCUGGACCGCGGACAAGGCCAGAAGUGUGACUAUAACCACUACUGAAGAGAAGUUUGAAAAAGCCAAGGGGGAAACAGUUCAUUUGCCUUGCAAAUUUACAAUUGCCAAAGAAGAUGAAGAACCACUACACAUUGAAUGGAUUAAAUCACCAGCUGAUAACCAGAAGGUUGACCAAGAGAUAAUUUUAUAUUUUGGAGGCAAUAUUUAUGAUAGAUACGCUGAAGAUCUGAAAGGACGAGUUUAUUUUACAAGCAGUGAUCCCACAUUAGGUGAUGCAUCAAUAAAUAUGACAAAUUUACAAUUAUCAGAUAUGGGCACAUAUCAGUGCAAAGUGAAGAAACUUCCAGGUAUUGCAAACAAAAAGAUUCAGCUUUCCGUGCUUGUUAAGCCUUCAGGGACAAGAUGUUACAUUGAUGGAUCAUCAGAGAUUGGCAGUGACUUUAAACUAAAAUGUGAAUCGGAAGAAGGUUCACUUCCUCUAUACUAUGAAUGGCAAAGAUUGCCCAGCACAGAAAAGUUUCCUUUCAUGCCAUUAUCAGAUCUCAACCCAUCAGUUAUUUCUGUACGAAAUGCCACUCCAGAGUACUCGGGCACAUACAGCUGUACAGUUAAAAACAGAGUUGGUGUUGAUGAGUGCCUUUUGAGGGUGAAUGUUGUUCCUCCUUCCAACACUGCUGGUACAAUUGCUGGAGCUGUCAUAGGAACUUUGUGUGCCCUGUUGCUUCUGGGUCUUCUAAUAUUCUGCUGCUGUAAAAAACACAAGGAGGAAAAAUAUGAAAAAGAAGUUCAUCAUGAUAUCAGAGAGGAUGUUCCUCCUCCAAAGAGUCGUACAUCUACAGCCAGAAGCUACAUUGGUAGCAAUCAUUCAUCUCUGGGAUCAAUGUCUCCUUCCAACCUAGAAGGCUAUUCCAAAGCUCAGUAUAACCAAGUACCCAGUGAAGACUUUGAUCGUACUCCACAGAGCCCAAGUUUUCCACCAGCUAAGGUAGCUGCAUCUAACCUAAGUAGAAUGGGAGCUAUUCCUGUGAUGAUACCAGCACAAAGCAAAGAUGGGUCAAUAGUGUAGAACAUCUCAAACUUUGUUUCUUCAGAAAACAAAACUCUUUUCUGGAAAUAGGAAACAGCUGCCAACCUAAAAAUUGCUUUUGAAGAAAUAGAAUAAUUUAACUUGAAUUAAUAAAAAGAUGAUCUUCAAGAAAUUUUGUUUGACAAGGGUUUAAAUCCUACAUCGGACACUUAAGUACUGUGUGCAAGUCAUUUAAGCUUUCUUAGUUUGUUUCCUUGUGUUUUACAGGGUUGUGGUGAAGAACAAAUGCUACAAAGUGCUUUGUGAAUUUUAAAGUAUUACAUAAGUACUAGUCAUUGUGAUUAUAAAGAGGAGAUCAGAUAGACUCCUGAGGAGGAGGGGUCAGAAUUAAAAUUCCAGAUGAAAGAGUUUUUUUCUUAGGUUCCUUUAGAAACAACUGAUUUCACUGAUAUUAAUGUCUACUGUUCUAUAUGUAUACCAAGAAAAGCAAGAUUUACUGUUACCAUUUUUUUCUCAGCCAUUUUUUUGUAGCAAAUUAUAUAAAGCCCUACCAAAAUUUGAAGAGAAUGGCAAAAAUAGCUAAUUUUAAAUUGUAAAAUGACUCUAUCACACAGAAAUGCUACGAGAGUAGCUUUUUUUUUUUCUUUCUUUCUGGCUGUAUUCAGCAAUAAAGAAAGGAGCAGCUGGCUGAUUUCUACUAGUGCACUGUUCUUUUUAAACAAGUCACAUAUAUGGCAAUUGUUUUUAUUGGAAAGUUUAUCCACAUUAUUACCUAGUCUACCUCGUGUGGCCCGUAACAAACAUUUUACCCAUAAUUUUCAGGACUGAACAUUAGAGACUGAAGUGUAUUAAGGAAUAUGGUUUGUUGCCAUAUGUGCUUUUAACAUCUGAAGUAGCUAGCCCAGACUGAUCGAAUGGAGUUGUACCUGUACUUUUUUCAUUUGGCUGCCUGCUUCAGGCUGUGUGUUUAUGUGAAUAAAAUAAUUACUAAUAUGAUUUGUUUUUUAAUACAAUUAUAGAAUAAGUCUACCAAACCUACGUAAGGCUUUAUUUGUUUUUGUUUUUGUUUUUUUCCUGGUCCAUUCCGCCCCCCCAGAAAUGUGUAUGCCUGUAUUUACCUUCUUGAAUCAAAUUCCUAGGAGAGACAUUUUUUUAAAACCUCUGGAAAGUUUACUUUUAAAAGGAUUAAUCUUUUCCUCUGUGAAUAUUAUAAAUUGAUACUUUAGAGCCUGUAUGUUAUUAUCUUGCAGAAGUAGCUUUGUAUGAAACUUAGAGAAGUUGAGAUUUGGGGAGGUUUCCUACUUAGUUUUGUGAAAGUUAAUCAUUUUUAGCAAACUUAAGUAAAAUAUUUUUAACACCAGUAUGUUAGGAACAAAAGGACUAAUUUUAUUAGAAAAGAAUGUUUUUAUUGCUUUUUUUUUAAAGAAAGACUUCAGUUCUUUAGCAAAUAAGAUCUGAUUUUUAUUAAAUCCAGUGCUUUUUUUCCCUUAGAUUUUCAUAAGUACUUAGUUCUUGAUAAACUGAGUGCUUUGGUUGUAUAUAAAUAAAUGUUGUUGUGAACCUGGACUUAUGUACUGUAUCCUGUGUACAACUAAAUGGCUAUACUGUUUAAAUUUAAUUUUUUGUAUGUGUAUGGUUUUUACUCUAUACCUUAAUAUUAGAGCUAAGAUAAAUUUUCAUCUGUGCCUUUUUUCUGUACCCAUGAACUAUUACAUGAAAGGUGCUUAAGGGUGAAGGUACUGUUUUUUAAAAAGUACAUCACUGUGAUACCUUUCUACUUGCUUUUAAUAUACUGCCUUUUUCUACAUGUCCUUUUAAAAUAUUGUUUAAAUAUAUUUAAGGAAUUCGGUUUUUGUGUUUCUAAUUUCCAAUGCUAUUUUCUUAUGUUCCUAUGUUCUUAUUUCUUUUGACUGCUAGAAGUUGAGCUUAUUGUUUUAUAUUAAUACAAUUAGUGUAAGAAAUUUAUUAUGAAACACUAACUUUAAAAUUUGAUCCUCUUUUCUACCAAGGAACUGUCUAAAUACUAGGAAUCACCAUAGGGGAUUUUGUGGAUCAUAUAUAAGGCUGAUCAUCCCCUCCUGGAGAGUGUUUUUUCAUUUUCAGCUUAGAUAAACUACUAGAUCUUACCCUGGGGAAUUAUCCAGAAAUCAGCAUUCAAAAUUUGCAAAACAUUUUUCAUUUGUAUGUUCUAAGAUUUUUUUUAAAAACAAGAGCAGACAAUUUGUUCAUGCCUAUUGAACAUUGUCAUCCUAUUGCCUGACUUUUGCUACAACUCUACUCCAUAAUUCAAAUCAUUUUUGUAAUUUAAAAUUGAAGCUUAUAAACUUAGAAUUUAAAAGUGUACAAAUUCAUUCAUUUUUUAAAAAAUUAUCAUAUUUGAGACCCAGUAGAUGGGUCUCAAAUUACAUAAUGUGUGUGGCAUCUCCUUUCACAAGUAACUAAUAAAUAAUAACCAAUAACAUUUCUAGAUUCCUUUUGUGUUUGCAUGGGUACAAAUUUAAAGUAUCCUUUGUGAGCUGACUGUUUUUCUUUUCUUUUUGAACUGUGCAGACCACGUUUUUAAAAGCUGUAUUACAGUGUAAAUAAAAGGCAGAAAUUGUAUGUAGUUGAUUUUUUAGUGUUAGAUAAGGAAUAACUUGUAGCAUGUAUGAGUUGGCACAAUUUUAACUUUUCUAUGGUUUUUAGAAAUGUAUAUAUACCUUCACUGUGUUCAUAUAGUCCUUCUAUUUAGUACCAUAAUAAAAUGUUUUGGGCAAGUUUUAAAUCUAAAAGGAAACAAAGUUCCAAUAAAGCCAAUAUUUCACAAUAGAAUUUAUUACAGCAAUAAUAACAACAUAACUGUUGGUUUGUACUAUAAGCUUGGAAGAAUUAGCAAUAAAUUUAUGCUUCUGUUUAUACUUAAACUGUCAUUUCUAAUAAUUUGUUAGAGUAUCUUUAUAAUUAUGAAUACCAGUAAGUAUUGGUUGAGCCUGGACCAUUUCUCUCAAAUCACUUUUUGUUUUGUUUUAUUUUGGCUUAAGUAUAAUCAAACAAUCUUGUGAAUCCUAAAUUCUUUGUAUUUAUUUAUGUUCAUAUUGUUCUAGUCAGAUAUGUUUCAACUUUAAGUUAGUCUUGACAGUAUAAGAGUUAAAAGAACUAUAAUUGAUUAGUAAAUCAUUCUCCCUUACUAUAAACAAAAUUUUCAUAAGACAAUUACCCAUUUGCACUGGGAAAAGAUAUUUUGGUACACAUCACAUUGAACAAAACACAGGAUAUGACGAUGUCAGAUUUUGCAUUAAAAUUUCUGGUUUAAGUAUUUUAAAUGAAGCUUUUGACAUUUUAAAAUAGUUCCUCUAGUUUUAUGUUCAACUUAUGUACUUUUGAAAUAAAAUAAUUCAAGAAA